Molecule: messenger RNA, 3852 nt
Organism: Tetrapisispora phaffii CBS 4417
Lineage: Eukaryota; Fungi; Ascomycota; Saccharomycetes; Saccharomycetales; Saccharomycetaceae
Gene: ROM2
Product: Rho family guanine nucleotide exchange factor ROM2
Exons: 1
Coding region: 1-3852 (1283 amino acids)
Biological process (GO): intracellular signal transduction
Molecular function (GO): guanyl-nucleotide exchange factor activity
Source: RefSeq, a predicted model, not a curated record
AUGAAUAUAUUCUUCAAAAAAAAUACUCAUAUUAGAAAUGUAUCAGAUACAAAGAGCUUGUCAAGCAGUGAUAAUACGCCAACUUCAAGCCCAAGGAAAAUAUUCCAGAAUUAUUCCAAUAAUUCUUCAUCUCAAAAAAUAAAAGACGAACAAGAAACUAUCUUUGUAGAUGCACAUAAACAAAAAAAUCAAGUACCUGUAACGUACCAUCCAAAGAGUUUACGUGCAACUAAGAGUGAGCAUUUCUCAAAGAGAACCCCUUCCCUACCUCAAUUAUCAAUCGGAGGUGUAAAAAAUCAGGCAAGUUUUUCUAAUGGUAAUCAAUCACCGAAGUUAAAUUCUAAUAGUAUUCCAAGUUCUCCUUCAUCUGCAUAUAAGAAAUCGCCUUUAACAGGUUUUAAUGUUUUUUCUAAAUCUAAUAAUAAUAAUAAUAAUAAUAAUAAUAAUAAUAAUAAUAAUAAUAAUAAUAAUAAUAACAAUAAUAACGAUAACUUCACAAUUGAUGAAUCUCCCAGCAGUUCUCAAGAUAGUAUUUACAAUGAGCAUAAUAGUCAAAAUUCUAGAGAUGCGCCUAGUAGUUCUGGAACCUUUAGGUCGAUGUCAAUAACAUCAAAUACAUUUAAGAGUAUCAAAUCAUCUUUCGGAAGUAGAAAGAAUUCACAAAGGGGAGAAACCUCAAAUCCUUUCAGUAGCCAUGAUAAUCAUAAUAACAAUCCACCAAACUCAAAUGGUAAAUCUAAUAGUAACCAAAAGAAUCUUUUAAGUAAAAGUAUUUCUGACAAUAACAUGGGUUUAGGAAUAAAAACAAGAAAAUCAAGUACAUCACUAAUGUCAAAAAGAUAUAUGUCAGGUUCUAGUACAAACUUACCAUAUCGUCAAACUUCCAGUACCUCUACGAAGACCAGCUCUUCUAAUGUUUACCACGGUCAUCACCAUCAUCAACAUACCAGUCGGAAACCGCAAGUAUAUCCAGCAUUAUUAUCAAAAGUAGCAUCUAAAUUUAAAUCUCAAAUACAAUUAAAGGAGCAUAAAAAAAAUGGGUUGUUGUAUAGAGAUUCAUUCACAGGUCAACAGGCAGUUACUUUAGUAUCAUCUAUAAUUAGAACAUCUGAUAGAAAUUUAGCAUUACUACUAGGUAGGUCAUUAGACGCUCAAAACUUUUUUCAUGACGUUGUUUAUGAACAUAGGUUACGUGAUUCACCAAAUGAAAUUUAUGAAUUUACUGAUAACUUGAGAAUAAUCGGAUCUAAUUCUGGCAGUUAUGCUCAUAUGUCGAGGCAUGAACCAUUGGAUUUAUAUUCUACUGGAGAUAAUAGUAUUAGUGGAAUAAAUCUAACCAACUCGAACACGAAUACGCUGCAUUACCAACCUUCAAUCUCAUCUAUGACAACAGACAGAACUGUAACCACUUCUUCCGCACAUAAUAUGGAAGCAGAAAUAGCUCAACCACAAGGAUCAAACAAUAUAAUGGUUAGAAAUGUCAAUGGUGUUUUUACACUACUGGCUGAAUGUUAUUCACCUACAUGCUCUCGUGAUAAACUUUGUUAUUCAAUAUCUUGUCCUAACAGAUUAGAACAACAAGCUCGUUUGAAUUUAAAGCCAAAUGGUGGUUUAAAAAGAAAUAUUUCCAUGAAUCUUGAUGAUGACGAAGAAGAAAGACAGUGCUGGACUAGUAGUGUUUCUGAAGAUAUAUGGAAAAAUUUAUCGAAGAACGAAAUUAAGAGACAAGAAGCAAUAUAUGAAGUGUUUAUGACCGAAAAGAAGUUUAUCAAAUCUUUAGAAAUAACUAGAGAUACAUUCAUGAAAACUUUGGCCGAGACAAACAUUAUCCCAGCUGAUAUUCGUAAGAAUUUUAUUAAACAUGUUUUUGCUCAUAUAGAGGACAUAUAUUCAGUAAAUAGACGUUUCUUUGAAGCACUGGCCGAAAGACAAAGAAGUCAACCCUUGGUCAGAGGAAUCGGUGAUAUCAUGUUGAGAUUUUUACCCUUUUUCGAGCCAUUUAUUACUUAUGUGGCCUCUAGACCAUAUGCCAAGUAUUUGAUUGAAACUCAAAGAUCUGUCAAUCCAUAUUUUGCGAGAUUUGAUGAUGAUAUGAUGAAUUCUUCUUUAAGACAUGGUAUUGACUCAUUUUUAUCGCAAGGUGUUUCUAGACCUGGUCGUUACAUGCUUUUAGUAAAGGAAAUAUUAAAAUCUACGGACCCGGAGAAAGAUACCAGAGACCAUGAAAACUUACAGAAGUGUAUGGAAUCUCUCAAAGCUUUUAUGUCAAGAAUUGAUGUAGCGAGUGGUGCCGCGCAAGACAGACAUGAUGUUAAAUUAUUAAAACAGAAAAUAUUAUUUAAGAAUGAGUAUGUUAAUUUAGGUUUAAACGAUGAGAAGCGUAAAAUCAAGCAUGAAGGUAUUUUAUUUCGUAAAGAAAUCUCUAAAACUGACAAUACGUUCAAUGGCGAUAUCCAAUUUUAUUUAUUGGAUAACUUACUACUAUUUUUAAAGGCAAAAUCUGUUAAUAAAUGGCACCAACAUAAAGUCUUUCAAAGACCUAUCCCAUUACCACUAUUGUUUUCAAUUCCUGGAGAAGAAGUUCCUAACUUAAGAAAGUAUAUUGGUACUGUGCCAGAUAGCUCAGCCUGUGUCUUAAAGCCAGAAUUAAACCAAACUUCAAACCUAAAAAAUGCCAUUUCAUUUGUCUAUUAUGGUGCUAAACAAAAAUACCAAGUCACUUUGUAUGCAGCUCAACUAGCCGGCUUACAAACGUUAUUAGAAAAAAUUAGAGUUGAACAGCAAAGGAUCAUUUCUGAGACAUCCAUGAUUAAUAUAAUCAAAAUUAGUGAUAAAUAUUUUGAUUAUAACAACAAAAUUAAUAGUGUUGUUUCAUGUGAUGGAGGUCGUAAAUUAUUAAUUGCUACCAAUUUAGGUUUAUAUAUGAGUAACAUAAGAAGGACGCCUGCAUCUGAAAAUAGCAAGGCCCAUGUCUUAUUUUCUACCCCAACCCAAGUUAUUCAAAGGAAUAGCAUCACACAAGUCGGCGUUUUGGAAGAGUUUAAGUCCAUUUUAUUACUGAUAGAUAAAAAAUUAUAUUCUUGUCCACUGGCUUUAUUAGAUGUACAAGGUAAUGCUACGCAAUAUUUCAAGAAACAUGGUAAAGAGUUGAUUAAUCAUGUUAACUUUUUCGCCGAGGGUGAUUGUAAUGGUAAAAGACUAGUUGUAACUGCACAUUCUCACUCUGUUAAAUAUUUUGAGCAUGAGCAUCCAUUGUUGUCCAGAAAAACUAAUGGUAGUGGUGAUAGUGGAACGAACACAACAGGGGCAGUAAAUCCAACCACAACGACUAAGAAAAAUUUAAAGAAAAGUAUAACCGAAGUAACUUUUGAUUCUGAGCCGGUUUCUAUUUCUUUCCUAAAGGCAAACUUAUGUAUUGGUUGUAAAAAGGGAUUUCAGAUUGUUAGUAUAUUUAGAAACCAACAUGAAUCAUUAUUAGAUUCUGCAGAUACCUCACUUGAAUUUGCUCUACAGGAUACGUUAAAACCAAUGGCAAUCUACAGAGUCGGUACCAUGUUUUUAUUAUGUUAUACUGAGUUUGCAUUUUUCGUUAAUAAUCAAGGUUGGAAGAAAAAAGAUUCACAUAUCAUCAACUGGGAAGGUGAACCUCAAAAGUUUGCAAUAUGGCAUCCAUAUAUUUUAGCAUUUGAUACUAACUUUAUCGAAAUAAGAAAAAUAGAAACAGGUGAAUUAGUAAGAUGUAUUCUCGGUGAGAAAAUAAGAUUAUUACAAACUAGUUCUCAAGAGAUUUUAUAUGUUUACGAGGAUUCACGUGGCUACGACACAGUUGCAUCGUUAGAUUUCUGGGGCUAA